UCCGACCGUUCAGCGUAUUCAAACAUCGCUCUCUCCCUCACGCAUCCCGACGAAAAGGCAACCAGAACCGGUGGGAGCACGCGUUCACACCCCGACACUGUUAAAACAUGAACACAAAACAUAUCACCGUGGGGAAUGACUUUGGGAACCCUUUACGAAAAUUCAAACUCGUCUUUCUUGGAGAGCAAAGCGUGGGGAAGACGUCUCUGAUCACGCGGUUCAUGUAUGACAGCUUUGACAACACAUAUCAGGCGACAAUUGGAAUUGACUUUCUGUCAAAGACCAUGUACUUGGAGGACCGAACGGUGCGGUUGCAGCUGUGGGACACGGCCGGCCAGGAGCGCUUCAGGAGCCUCAUCCCCAGCUACAUACGAGACUCCACCGUGGCAGUCGUGGUCUACGACAUCACAAAUGUGAACUCGUUCCAGCAGACCUCCAAAUGGAUCGACGACGUGCGGACAGAGAGGGGGAGCGACGUCAUCAUCAUGCUUGUGGGCAACAAGACAGACCUGGCAGACAAGAGGCAAAUCACGAUUGAAGAGGGCGAACAGCGAGCCAAGGAGCUGAGCGUGAUGUUCAUCGAGACCAGCGCCAAGACGGGCUACAAUGUCAAACAGCUCUUUCGGCGUGUGGCUGCUGCUUUGCCAGGGAUGGACAGCAUGCAAGACAUGAGCAAAGAAGGCAUGAUUGACAUCAAGCUGGACAAACCGCAGGAGCCACCGACCACUGAGGGCGGCUGUUCCUGUUAAUAUCAAAAUCCUGAUUGGGCAGCUUCAUUUACACCACAUGCUUGUUGUGUUGCUUCCUAUUGGUUAGCCUCCAGUUGAGUUUUCAGAUUGGAUAUUUGGCUUUCACAUCUGACUAUUGGUCAUUGGUUGGAACUAGUGUUGCAUCAAUUUCAGUUGUAAAAUAGUGUACUUUAAUAAUGAAAUUGCCAAAAACGUCUUAAAAAUUCAAAAAGAAGGGGGAAAACGAAUGAAAAAAAAAAGAGUUAAGAAACUCCAAACCUGUAUACAUUUUUGAAGAACUAGGAUGGUAGUUCCUUUUUUCUUUUGGUUUUGUAUUUUUGUAUACUUAAGGAAAAGCACUAAGAAAAUGCAGACAAACAAGUACGCAACUUGCUAUAGAAUGAACUGUAUGGGAACAAACAGUCCACUAGCUAGAGGGCAAAGUAAUCUAUACUGACUGAAUAGCUAAAGCAUGCAUGUGAGCAGUUAUUUUAAUUUAAUUGUUGUUUUUUUUUUGUUUUUUUUUUUAAUCUAGGUGCUGUCUGCUGAUGUACACUGUUUGACUUUGUAAAGGCUUACUUACACCUGUGAUCUUAAGCACUAUGUUGAAAUGUACAUUUUCUUAAUUUUUUCCCCCUUGUUUCUUUGUUUUGUUGUUUUGGUCUGUGAUACGGCCUUGAAACCUGGAGAAUUUAUUUUGCUUCGUUUUCUUUUUUCUUUUUUUUUUUUAAGAAAUCGUUUAGUUUCUCUUCAUUUCCAGCAACAUAUGUGCAUCUGUAAAUGUACGCUAUCUAUGUAGACAACUGUAGAGUGACACUGUGUAGAGGGUGAACACCGCUCCUGAACUCUGUUGUCCAUAGCCACACUGUCCAGUGAUAGGGAGGGAUGUGUGUUUGAUCUGUUGUCCAUAGCCACACUGUCCAGUGAUAGGGAGGGAUGUGUGUUUGAUCUAAGAAGGUUUACUCUCUUAUUUGUGUCCACCAAUGUGCUGUACUUCACACAUCACACUCAUUUUGUUUUUGUUUUUUUUGCUCGGUCUCUGUGAGCUUUCCUUCCCUGCUGCUGCGCUGUGCUGUAUCGGUGUCGCUGUGCUUUUUUCUUUUUAAUCUAUCACACACGCACGUACACACACACACGCACACACACGUACACACACACACUUGCCCCUCAUGUGAUCGACAAAGGGCAAGUUCAGGCACAGUCCCCGAAACCUUUGCCUCAGCCGCCAGCCCAGUUCCCCACAGAAACUAAAGCAGGAUCAUUCAGUCAUCACAGACCAACGUAAACAGUAAUUGGUGUAAUGACUUCAUCCUGAACUGGGUUUACCUAAAUCAAAAUACCAUGGAAUGAAGAGGAGCCAGUUCAUAAGAAUCAGACUUAUGCUGGAAUUCUGUGCUGUAUUUAUCUCUGGAAAUGCCUGUCAUGCAAACGGGCCGGAGCUGUAACCUGCCCAAGUUCUGGUACCCCGAUUGAGGCACAGGUGAGAUGAUAGUCCAGUGAGCAGCAUCAUCACCCCCUCUUGAUCUCAAAUAUACUUCUUGUGAAUCUUAAUGCACUUUUUUGUAAAUGACAAGAGAAAAAAGUCAAGAGAGAGAUGGAGAGAAAAAGAUGAAACCAUAUUAAUGUUCCAACAUAAAUGUGUAAACUAUAGAGGUCUUGUAGUCCUACAUUCACCUAGAAAUAAUGAGCUGUAACAUUCUUACCUGUCUCUUAAGGAACAUGUCAAGGGUCCCUGUAAACUGAUUUGUGUGAUGACGUGCUUCAUAUUUCUGCCGUUGCCAGUGAAGAUUCCUUCCUGUGUUGAAAAAAAAAAAAAAAAUACAACAACAACAAUGAAUAGCUAAUAGAUAUUUUCAGUUCAGCCAAUGAGCCAAACAAUGGAUUGGGCUUACGCCUGGCUUUCUACGCAUACACUUCAGGGGAGGUUAUAGUUCUUCCCCACAAGCAUCCUUCUUUGUGGCGUACGUGUUUUCACUGGGUAGGUGGUAGGCUGAUUAUUGGGAAGCGUGGCUGAUUGACAGUGCACCUAGCAGAGGCAUUUUUUCCUGGUAAUGUUUCAUGUUUUUCCGUACAUAACAUGUGUCCUUUCUGUUUGGGUGUUAAUUAUUGCUUUGGUGGGUUCAUGAUGUGCAUCCUUCUUAAUUUACAGCCAGAGGGUGCAUUUUUCUGAAGAGCUUUUCAGCAUGACCGGCAAUGAUCCGAGAAGAGAGUUCCAGAGAAUUUCACGAAAAGAAUUAGGGAAUUGCAGGUUCAUUGUUAAACUACACAGGUAGAGGUGCUUAACUCCCAAAUUAAAUUCCAAUGCAAGUUUUUUUAAAAAAAGCAUCUAGUCUACUAUUAUUUUUGGUAUCAUUAAAAAAAAACAUAAACAAGUAUAGCAAUGCUCAGCAGUUCCAGAGAACUUUGUGAAAAGAAUGACUGAUAUGCAGGUUCAUUGUUAAAUCAUACACCUGAAAUUGUAAAAGAAAAAACCCAAACAACCUUGGAUUCCUCAGAAAGCUGUCACGAUGCCACUUUUGGCCCAGCCUUGUUUGUUUGUUUCUCUCCUUCACCCAGUUGAUUCUCUACUGGCCCACUUACAGCGAAAAGGCCACUGCUCUCUGUCUGUCUCGCUAGCAUUUCUGCCACUUGUUGCUUAUACGGGAUGGGGAAUAGAUGGGUGGAGAUAUGGGUAUUUAUUGAUUCAAUAAGUUGACAUUCAGUUUUGCACCUGAAGACAUCUGUACAAUAUUUUGUGUCUGUGUGUGCAAUUGCUUGUGUAUGCGAGCGUGUGUAUGUGUGUGUGUGUAUAUGUGUGCGUGUGUGUGACUUCGUCCAAAGUUGAGCACUCACCUGUCCUUUCCUUAGACGACACAUGAGAGUGACGAUUCCUCUCUCGCUCCUUUGUAAAAAAUGUUGAACUCACUGUUGUUAUUAUUUUUUUUCCCCUCUCCUUUUCCCACUAAGCCAAAAGUCAGUUGGGGUGUGGUGAGGGAUAAGUGUGCCCAGCUUGCUUGUGAGAGCCAUAGCAUGGCCUCAAGUGUGGGAACAGGACAACACUGGGCCAGUGACACCUCAUCUUGGGAAGAAAGUGUGUCGUCUGAACCUGUUGGAGAAGGGUGAGGCCAUCCCCAGUGUAUACAGUAUGUGUCAGCUCAGUGAAGCAGACCUGAUUGAUAGUUUUCAGAGCUGGCUCUUCAUCCACACUGUACAGAGAUCUAGCAUGUCUGUCCGAAUCGAUAAAAUCAAUAAAAUGUCUUAUUACCAA
Messenger RNA from Sardina pilchardus (European sardine), 3975 nucleotides. It is a transcript of the gene rab6ba, whose product is annotated as RAB6B, member RAS oncogene family a. Lineage: Eukaryota; Metazoa; Chordata; Actinopteri; Clupeiformes; Clupeidae. The record is from RefSeq and is a predicted model, not a curated record. The transcript has 8 exons. Gene Ontology annotation, biological process: vesicle-mediated transport. Bases 108 to 749 code for a protein of 213 amino acids. Gene Ontology annotation, molecular function: GTPase activity; GTP binding.